CACUAAAUGAAGCCCUUAAUCUUCUUUUGCAGAACCAAAAAACAAAAGAACAGAUUGAAAGCUUGUUACAGAAUGGAAAGCACAAGGAGCUCCGGGAUCGUCUGUGCUGCCGCCUGACGUUUGGCACUGCCGGGCUGCGUUCGGCCAUGGGAGCAGGAUUCUGCUACAUCAAUGACCUUACAGUCAUCCAGUCAACACAGGGGAUCUACAAAUAUCUUGAGAGGAAUUUUUCAGACUUUAAGCAGAGAGGCUUUGUGGUUGGAUAUGACACACGAGGUCAGGUCACCAGCAACUGCAGCAGUAAGAAGCUUGCAAAGCUCACUGCAGCAGUCCUGCUGGCUAAGGAUGUACCUGUGUACUUCUUCUCCACCUAUGUCCCUACACCUUUUGUGCCAUAUGCUGUUCAGCAGCUCAGAGCUGUGGCUGGUGUGAUGAUCACAGCAUCCCACAACAGGAAGGAGGACAACGGAUACAAGGUUUACUGGGAGAAUGGAGCACAGAUCACUUCUCCUCACGACAAGGAAAUUAUAAAAUGUAUAGAAGAGUGUGUUGAACCAUGGAAUGGCUCUUGGAAUGAAAACCUAGUAGACACCAGUCCACUUAGGCAGGAUCCUCUGAAGAAAAUUUGUGACUCCUACAUGGAGGAUCUGAAAAAGAUCUGUUAUCAUAGGGAGCUAAAUGUGCAAACCAGUUUGAAGUUUGUUCAUACCUCUUUCCAUGGAGUAGGACAUGACUACGUGCAAUUGGCUUUCCAAGCCUUUGGCUUUCAGCCCCCCAUUCCAGUACCUGAACAGAAAGAUCCAGAUCCAGACUUCUCUACUGUCAAAUGCCCAAAUCCUGAAGAAGGAGAAUCAGUGCUGGAGUUGUCACUGAGGCUUGCAGAGAAAGAAAAUGCUAAAGUAGUAGUGGCCACUGAUCCAGAUGCAGAUAGACUAGCAGUGGCAGAACAGCAGGAAAAUGGCUGCUGGAAGGUGUUCAGUGGCAACGAGCUCGCAGCAUUGUUUGGGUGGUGGAUGUUUUCACGCUGGAAGGAAAACUGUUCUGAAGAUGCUGAUGUGAAGAAUGUUUACAUGUUGGCCACCACAGUCUCCUCGAAAGUUUUGAGGGCAAUUGCACUUAAAGAGGGAUUUCACUUCGAAGAAACACUCCCUGGUUUUAAAUGGAUUGGAAGUAGAGUAAAAAAUCUCCUGGAUAAUGGAAAAGAAGUUCUCUUUGCAUUUGAAGAGUCUAUUGGCUUCAUGUGUGGCACAUCAGUGUUGGAUAAAGAUGGUGUGAGUGCAGCUGUGGUCAUAGCUGAAAUGGCAACUUACCUGGAGGGCCAGAACCUGUCACUGGCACAGAAACUCACUGAGAUAUAUGAAACGUAUGGAUAUCACAUAUCCAAGACUUCUUACUUCUUGUGCUAUGAACCUCCUACUAUCAAGAGGAUAUUUGAGAGGCUCCGGAACUUUGAUGGUCCUCAGUCUUACCCAAGAUGUUGUGGCAUUUACAAUAUACUACAUGUCCGAGAUAUCACCACUGGUUAUGACAGCAGCCAGCUGAACAAGAAAUCGGUGCUGCCAGUGAGUAAAAGCAGUCAGAUGAUCACCUUCACGUUUCAGAAUGGUUGUGUUGCCACCCUACGCACUAGUGGGACAGAACCAAAGAUCAAGUAUUACGCCGAGAUGUGUGCACUACCUGAGCAGAGUGACAGGAGCGUGUUGGAAGAAGAACUUCAGAAGCUUAUUGAGGCUUUGAUUGAGAAUUUUCUGGAACCUGACAAGAAUGGGCUGACCUGGCGCUCUGCUUAG
This is a messenger RNA of Acanthisitta chloris (rifleman), 1790 nucleotides long. It is a transcript of the gene PGM2L1, whose product is annotated as phosphoglucomutase 2-like 1. The record is from RefSeq and is a predicted model, not a curated record. Lineage: Eukaryota; Metazoa; Chordata; Aves; Passeriformes; Acanthisittidae. The transcript is spliced from 13 exons. Gene Ontology annotation, biological process: carbohydrate metabolic process. The annotation marks the transcript as partial. Gene Ontology annotation, molecular function: intramolecular phosphotransferase activity; glucose-1,6-bisphosphate synthase activity.